This is a messenger RNA of Magnolia sinica, 2306 nucleotides long. RefSeq lists its product as uncharacterized. The coding region runs from base 121 to 1632 and encodes 503 amino acids. The record is from RefSeq and is a predicted model, not a curated record. NCBI's taxonomy places the organism in Eukaryota, Viridiplantae, Streptophyta, Magnoliopsida, Magnoliales, Magnoliaceae. The transcript is spliced from 7 exons.
AGCCCUGCCCGGACGGAUUACCGUCGGGUGGGGUAGGACGCAAUCCGCGUCCGAUAAAAAACCCUCUAUUCCUCGCUUCAUUUCAAAUUUCAAUUCCCGGCAAAAAAGCCCUCGAAAGCCAUGGAAGAAGAAGAUGAUGAUCUUCCCUUCGACAGCAACGCCUCCCAAGCGAUAAAAAGACUUCCUCUUCGGGGCAUGGAAUCUGUCAUUGCUACGGUCAGCGGCUACCAUGGAUUAGAGAAGUUUAAACUCAUCAAGCUCAUCACUCAAACCGGUGCUAGUUAUGUCGGGACAAUGUCUAAAUCGACGACACAUUUGGUAUGUUGGCAGUUUGAAGGAAGGAAAUAUAGUCUGGCUAAGGAUUUGGGAACAGAAAUAGUUAACCAUCUUUGGUUUGAGAAUUGCAUGAAGGAAGGGAAACGCGUUCCAGAGGGCCCACAUACCAUGCAGAGUGGGAAGCAAGUGGGCCCCUUGUUGUGGAAAGCGACAACUGUGGUAUAUGCUCCUGGUAAGAAAGGGCGCCUUUUGAUUGGAAAGGAAAAGAGAGUGUUGACUGAUCGGUCCAAUGCAUUGGAUGAUUCUAAUACCCGAGAGAUUGAUACAAGGUAUUUAGAUGUUGGAUGCUCGUCUUGGGUUGAUUCUCACUUGCUAAGACAGAAUUCUAUUACUAAACAGCCCAAUGAAUCUAGUUCCUACACUCUGUUUUCUUCAAGACACAAAAGGAGGGUGCUUGCUUCUGGUGGAAGCUCUACUUCAGCUGAACCUGUCUCUAGAAGACGCCGGCCCGUGAAAAAGAAUGCAUUCAACGAACUCUUGGAUUCUUCUGUUCUUUACUGUGAGAAAGAGCCUUCUGAAAUUGAUAUCAGCAACAGACUUCAUAAUGUCAGUGAUGCAUUGAAUGAUUCAAGUAAUGGGAAUGCAUUGCCACCCAAUAUAACAACAUUGGGAAAUAGUUCCAAAAAUUUUGAAGAAAACAGGAGCACAAGCCUGGAAGAAGUUGAAGACAUAGGAGAUCUUCCACAUAACUUGGGAAAUAGUAAUAAUAACGCUGUUCCUCCGCGGGAAACGACUUCCCAGAAUGGGGUUUGUGAUGCCGACGAGAAUAAGGAUGGAAAGAUGAAAGGAGAUAAUGACUUGGCAGAGGGAAUUGGUUUUCCUAUGGCAAUGGAAUUAUCAUGUGUUAUAUGCUGGACUGAUUUUAGUUCAACAAGGGGUGUUUUACCAUGUGGGCACCGUUUCUGUUAUUCAUGCAUCCAAAGCUGGGCUGAUCAAAUGGCUUCAAGGAGAAAGGUCUCAACAUGCCCUUUGUGCAAGGCUUCUUUUGUGAGCAUCACUAAGGUGGAAGGUGCUGCAUGUUCUGAUCAGAAAAUAUACUCGCAGACUCUGCCAUGCACCACUUCAAGUACGGACAUACUCAUGCUUGCUGAUAGAGAAUUCUGCAACUCUGACGGCUUUCAGCCCCCACCAUCGGUUUGUUACGAAUGCCGAAAUCGAGAACCAGAGGAUCUUCUGCUAAGCUGCCUUGUAUGCAGGAAUCAGUGGGUGCACUCUUACUGUUUGGACCCACCUCUGUUCCCGUGGACAUGCAUUCACUGCAGGGAUCAUCGGACGCUGUAUCAACGCUUCCGAUAGUAGCCUAUUCCUGCUGCUGCUGCUACUACCACUCUUGUGAUGUGCUAUAGGGCGACAACCUACAAAUGUGAGGAUUCCUUCAACUGCACUUCAUAAUCAAUUCCUUGACCCUCAUUCUGAAAAGUGGGCCCAUCGUUUGAUGAUCCGGAAUGCCGAUUUAUUGGGUUACAGUAUGGAUGAUCAUUUUGGGGGAUCCUAGCUGUCAAGUCUUCAGACUUUCUCAGUUGCAUGUGUACUGUUGCUUAAAUUUCUUUUUAAACCUUAAUCUGUUUAUUUGCAAGCUGCUAACUAGAGGGGUUAGGAUUGUUCCAUUGUGGAGAUACUUGGCACACUUGUCCACCUGUGGGGGCCCCAUCAGAUUAAUGAUCCGGAUCACUUAACUAGGGACCCCGCAUAUUUGAACCGAGGGCCGGAUGUUGCUGCCUGUCAUGUGGGCUGAGCAAUUAUGUAUUUGAUAAUCAGGUCAUGAGGUCUUCAGUUGCAUGUGGAUGUAGUAACACUAACACGCAAGAACUUUGGUACACAAGUGCCUUCCAUUGGUGGGGCCUAUGGCAGUUGCUUUCUUGUGCAAGUCUCACAGCUUUAUGUUGGUUGCAUAAACCUAAGGGGUACCGGUGCUACCAUAAGAUACGGUGGCCCCGGGCAGAUUUGGGGUCCGUGUGAUGUAUUCAUGA